AUGUUCAAGAACACGUUUCAGUCUGGGUUCCUCUCUAUUCUCUACAGUCUAGGAAGUAAGCCUCUUCAGAUAUGGGACAAAGAAGUUAAGGAUGAUGGUCAUGUGAAGCGUUGCCAUGAUGAUGAUAUACAAUCCAAUGUGCUUGAAGUAGUUGGAACAAACAUUCAGUCUACUUACAUUACUUGUCCUGCUGAUCUUUCUGCAACUCUUGGUAUCAAGCUUCCCUUUUUGGUGUUGGUAGUGAAGAAUGUGAAGAAGUAUUUCUCAUUUGAGAUUCAGAUUUUGGAUGAUAAGAAUGUGCGUAGGCGUUUUCGAGCUUCGAACUUUCAAUCUGUGACUAGAGUGAAGCCAUAUAUAUGCACGAUGCCAUUGAAGAUGGAUGAGGGAUGGAAUCAGAUUCAGCUGAACUUACCUGAUCUUACUAGGAGAGCUUAUGGGACUAAUUACGCUGAGACUUUGCGAGUUCAGGUUCAUGCUAACUGCCGUCUCAGAAGGAUAUAUUUUGUUGACCGUCUCUACUCAGAUGAAGAGCUUCCUCCGGAGUUCAAGCUCUAUCUACCAGUGCAGGUUUGA
Molecule: messenger RNA, 573 nt
Organism: Eruca vesicaria subsp. sativa (arugula)
Lineage: Eukaryota; Viridiplantae; Streptophyta; Magnoliopsida; Brassicales; Brassicaceae
Source: the annotation of a GenBank genome assembly